AUGGCGGCUCAACUUGAUCGGGACACGAAGAUCGUCGGGGCGGCACUUGCGGAGGUGCUACCCCAGACGCAAAAAUACUGGUUCCAGCAAGCUCAUCUGAUCCGGUUGAACUUGUUGCUUCUCAUCCCCCUGCUGUCUAGCUCUGUCUCCGGAUACGAUGGCUCCUUGAUGAACGGCCUGCAGUCGUUACAGCAAUGGAAGGAAUACUUUGGAAACCCCCAGGGCUCGAGGCUGGGUCUUGUUAAUGCAGCUCAGUCUAUCGGAUCUGUAGCUGCAUUGCCCUUUGUGGGCAUGCUUUCCGACAAGUUUGGCCGAAAACCCGUCCUGCUGGCUGGCAUAAUUUGGAUAUGCAUUGCCGGAGCUAUCCAAGCGGCUGCUGUCGACUAUGCCAUGUUUGUCAUUGCCAGAGUCAUUGUCGGCUUUGGGGGCAUGUUUGUAGUUCAGCCGAGCCCCAUGCUUAUUGCAGAAAUGGCAUAUCCAACCCACCGUGGCAAGUACACGUCAGCCUUUUGGACACUAUACUACCUCGGGGCCAUUCUGGCAUCUUGGACUACCUUUGGGGUGCAAGAUAUUCUUGGCACGGCGUCUUGGCGAAUACCUUCGGCAUUGCAGGCCGGGUUUCCCCUGGUUCAACUUGUGUUUUACUAUUGGGUUCCAGAGUCACCGAGAUGGCUAGUUGCUCAGGGCCGUAUUCAAGAAGCUGGAGACUUGCUAAAGCAAUACCAUGACCCUUACACUGAGAACAGCCCGCUUGUGAGCCUCGAGUUGGCAGAGAUUAGUCAAUCGAUCCAGAACGAGAGGGAAUCCGAGUCAACGAGCUGGGCUUCUUUAUUCAAAACGCCGGGAAACAGAAAGAGAACCUUCAUUGCUGUUUGCACUGGCGCCUUUGCGCAGUGGAAUGGAAUCGGUGUGGUGUCCUACUAUCUCACCCUUGUCCUGGACACGGUUGGCAUCAAAGAUACCUUUGACCAAACUCUUAUCAAUGGCCUCCUUCAAAUCUUCAAUUUUGCCGCCGCCCUUGGUGCCGCAUUCUUGGUUGAUAGACUUGGUCGCCGCACACUGUUCCUAUGGUCUGGAAUUGGCAUGCUGGUGUCUUACGCCAUAUGGACUGCAUGCUCUGCCGUCAACUCCGACACUGGAUCACGCGCGGCAGGUAUCGUAGUGGUGGUGUGCUUAUUCACGUACUACUUCCAUUAUGAUAUCGCUUGGACCCCCUUGCUGUUUGGGUAUCCCACCGAGAUCUUCCCAUACUCGUUACGCUCAAAGGGUAUCGCCUUGGAACUGUUUUCCAUCUACGGGUCUCUUAUCAUUGCGGCAUUCGUCAAUCCCAUUGGUCUGGAGAACAUGGGGUGGAAGUACUACAUUAUUUUCUGCUGCCUUUUGGUUGUAUUCUUCCUCGUCACAUACUUCAUGUUUCCCGAGACUAAAGGCUACAGCUUGGAGGAAAUUGCUGAGAUUUUUGAUGGCAAGCAAGUCUUGGACUUUGAGAGAGCUGGCAGCGGAGAUAAGCUGGGACCUACAACGACUCUGCGAGCUUCGCAUCACGAACACAAGUAG
Molecule: messenger RNA, 1557 nt
Organism: Pochonia chlamydosporia 170
Lineage: Eukaryota; Fungi; Ascomycota; Sordariomycetes; Hypocreales; Clavicipitaceae
Product: sugar transporter
Exons: 2
Coding region: 1-1557 (518 amino acids)
Biological process (GO): transmembrane transport; carbohydrate transport
Cellular component (GO): membrane
Molecular function (GO): carbohydrate:proton symporter activity
Source: RefSeq, a predicted model, not a curated record